Molecule: messenger RNA, 1812 nt
Organism: Morchella importuna
Lineage: Eukaryota; Fungi; Ascomycota; Pezizomycetes; Pezizales; Morchellaceae
Exons: 2
Coding region: 1-1812 (603 amino acids)
Source: RefSeq, a predicted model, not a curated record
AUGGCUGCUGAGGAAUACUACGUCUCCGGCGCUCCGCUCGAAUCCUAUCAUACACAGUCGCAGUCUAUGGCGCAUCAUAGCGAUGGCAGUAGGUCGCGAGGCAGUAGGUCGCGGGGAAGAGGGGAAAGUGUUUCUCCACCGAUGCCCAGGUCCCCGGCCUUUUAUCAUGGUCAUGAGCAGGAGCAUGAAUAUGAGCAAGGGCAUGGACAUGGACAUGGACAUCUGGUACAUGAACAAGAAUAUGAACAUGGACACGGACACGGACAAGAAUAUGAGCAUGGACACGGACACGGCAAUGAACAAAGUGUGCAAGGCUGGCAUCCUGACUUUGUUUCGCGGUUUCCACCAGAGGAGCAACCAUAUGGCCCGCCCACAAUUCAAGGCGCGAUCGACUACUACAAGAAAUUCGGCGGCAGCCUUCCAGAGGGAUUUACUCUUUCUGCAGACCCCUAUGGUGGCACCCACGGCAGCGGCUACAGCCACAACCACACAAGCGCACACGGCCAAAUAGGACAACACCACAGCGGCCAAAUAGAACAAUACCACAACGACCAUGGCCAGGUAUCACAAUACACUGAUGUGGCAUCUCGGAAGAAAAAGCAACGCCACAGUAGUACAUAUUCGCAGGAAGGCCAAGUAGUAGGGCUAUACGGUCACCACGAUGAUCAAGUAUCGCACUACACUGACCAGGCAUCUCGCAGAAAACAGCACCGUCACAGUACCUAUUCUCAAAGUGGCCAGGUAGUCGAGCAUCAGCAUCAUCAAAAUGAUCAGGUAUCGCAUUACACUGAACACGCUUCCCACAAGAAGAAACAUCGUCAAAGCGCCUAUUCUCAAGCAGCCGUAGAAUAUGAGGAGCCCUUCGACCCAAAUGCACCUCCUGGUGAGCGUGGUCUGGGAUCAACUUUAGUCGGCGGUACGGCGGGUGGAUAUCUUGCGCACAAGACAGGUGGAAACUUCAUGAGUACUAUCACUGGCGCAAUAGGAGGUGCAAUUGCCGCAAAUGUAGUCAAUGACGAACUCAAGGGGCAUAAAAAGAAGCGGGACAAGAAAGAGAGAGAGGAAAGGAGGGAGAAGAAGGAAAGGAGGGAGAAGAAAAAAAUAACCUCCACCACUCAAACUACUUCAUACCAACUUAUAAACGCCGGCUCUUCCGGGUCAGGUGGAAGGAUAUCAAGUUCGGGGCAUGGAGGCCACAGUGGAGGAACAGGCAGUGGUGGUGGGAGAACUUCGUCGAAUACACUUCAAGUUGUAGUCGCAGGGAGUGGCCGCUCAAGCUCAAGACAUAGACGCAGCUCGUCGCACCAGAGAUCCUCUAGCAAUACCCUAUCUCCCAACGCAUACAGCAGCCAUGGAUCCACCUAUGUGGUCACUCAUUCCCACUCCACCUCCCGUUCUCGUCGCCGCCGUGAUUCGUCUUCGGAAUCGGACCGUUCACGAGAGUAUCUCUCCAGUCACAGCCAUGGUAGAAGCCAUAGCCGGAGCCAUAGUCGAAGCCAUAGUCGCCGGCUCAGUUAUACUACAGAAAAGCCGAUUAAGGAGCCUCUACUAACUUCGUUAUUUGCAUACGGGUACUCAACUGGCGGAGGCCACGUAUUCAGUAGUGGGUCGAGCGAGAGGUCGAGAUACGUAAAGACGUCACACAGACACCGUAAGAACCAUGUGCAGCGCGAGCACCGUGACCAUCAUCAUAAGAGGGUUGGGAGCGCAGAUAGCUACAGUAGCGAUAGCUCCUCUAGCAGUAGCUCCUCCAGUAGUAGUAGCAGUAGUAGCAGUUCGAGUUCCAGCGAUUCCAGCUCUGACUCGGACUAG